CUUUUUGUUUUUCUCUGGUUCGGAAACCAGAAAUGAAGUCGAGAAGAACGAAAAACGAAAAUUCAGACACCGCAGAUUCUCGUUCUACUUCUUCUUCUCUCUCCGAUUCUAUGUAAACAUUUUAGAGGAUAGAUUAUAGAAGGAAAGAAAAGCGAGGAUGACAAGUCGUUCUCGCUUGCAUUCGAUCGUUUCGUCUAUUGUUUCAAUAUAUCCUCACGAGAUCUCUUCAUUGCUCCACGCCUCUUCAUGCUUUUUCUUUAUUUUAAGUGCGUACUUCGUUGUUCUUCCUUUACGUGAUGAUGGUGCCAUAUCUUUAGGUAUAAAAAAUCUCCCAGGGCUGUUCAUUGGAUCAUUAGUCCUCACAUUGGUCUCUGCCCCUAUUUCGACAGUCAUCUUCUCUUUGCCCUAUCUUUCCAAAGAGAAAGCUUUGGUUUUGAUACACAGGUUUUUUAGUGUUACCCUUGUUAUAUUCUUCGCUCUAUGGUAUUCUUCCUCGGCUAAGUCUUUCUCUUCUGAUUCCAAGGUUUCAGUUCCUCACCCCACUUUUAAAGAGGAUCUCAAGGUUGAAGAAAACCAUGGAAGUCCUGCUAUUUCUGAUGGUUGGGGUAACCAUGGGUGGUUUUACAUUUCAGUCAGAACUGGCUUCUUCCUUUGGGUGGCGCUGCUUAAUCUUAUUACUAUUUCUUCAACUUGGGCUAGAGUAAUUGAUGUUCUGGACAAUGAGUCAGGUUCAAGACUGUUUGGGUUCAUUGGUGCUGGUGCUACGCUUGGACAACUUUUUGGUUCAUUAUUUGCUGCUGCCAUGACUUGGAUGGGACCCUUUUUACUACUCUUUGCUGCUCUCUUGAUGGAACUUGCUGCACAGUCAUCAAAAGGCAUCAAUCAGGGUUUACCACAUGACUCUGAAGAACUGUCUUCUUUGAGAGAAGGGGAUCUGGAUCAACAUGUUGAAACUGAUGAACAAAUUAGGCCUGCUCUGGCAGGAUCUUCGCCCAAGUCAUCUAACUCCUUGGGGAAUCCUCGGCUUUGGGUUAUAUUAGAUGGGCUUCGACUGAUAAUGUCAUCAAGUUACCUCCUUUCCAUAUCUUUGUUCCUAUGGCUUGGUGCAGUUGUCUCUUCCUUCUUUUAUUUUCAGAAAAUAAGUGUAAUUGCCAUUACUGUUGCUAGCCCUCUUGGCCGAAGAAGGUUGUUUGCUCAGAUCAACAGCUUCGUUGCUGUUUUUAUCCUUGCUGGACAACUCACUGUAACAGGACGUAUUCUUACAAUUGCUGGGGUUACUGUGGCUAUUUGCUUGGCUCCGUUCAUUGCGUUCUUAAAUAUGGUUGCUAUUACUAUAUGGCCCACCUGGUUUGUGGUGGCUGUCUCUGAGACCCUGCGGAAGGUGGUUAUGUAUGUGGUAACCAGACCCGGAAGAGAACUCCUAUUUACUGUUGUCUCACGGGAAGAGAAGUAUAAAGCCAAGGUAUGCAUAGAUGUAAUUGUUCAAAGACUGGGAGAUGCAACAGCAGCAGGGAUGUACAAAUUCCUUUUUGGCACUCUAAAUCAGGGAACGUCAACUGUUUCCCUUUACGCUUUGCCUGUGUGUUUCUUGUGGGUAGUUACAGCCUUCCAUUUGGGACGUCGCCAAGAGCACCUGGCCAAGAUCCAUGGUGCCUCUACACCCUGAUAAUUUUUUUGCAGGAUGGUUAUUUUACUUAAACCUAAUUAUUGAGACUACACGAAACAGAUACCGAUAAUGAAGGAAUCGAAAAAAACCGAACUGUUCAGUUUGGAUUUGAGGCUAUGAAAGUUGUUCGGUUUGUAAAUGUUGUAUUUGUAACCGAACCGAUUGACACCCUUACCAUAGGGACAAAGGGAGGCUUGGAGGACCUAUUUUUACACUUUUACUUCGGCGAUUAGUGAUCUGUCAAUUGCAACGAAGGAGAGCUCAGUUUGAAGGAAUCGAAGAAGGGUUUGCAGUGGCGGAGAAAUGAAGGGAUGAUUGGACGAAGGCCAAAGGGUUUUUGGUAGUUUUAAAUAAAUGGUAAAGUAUGUACAUUAUGCAUUUAACAUGGGAUGGUAUAAAAUGCAUAUAUUUUUCUGACUCUUUA
Molecule: messenger RNA, 2090 nt
Organism: Macadamia integrifolia
Lineage: Eukaryota; Viridiplantae; Streptophyta; Magnoliopsida; Proteales; Proteaceae
Exons: 14
Coding region: 158-1666 (502 amino acids)
Biological process (GO): nucleotide transport
Cellular component (GO): membrane
Molecular function (GO): ATP:ADP antiporter activity
Source: RefSeq, a predicted model, not a curated record